AUGCUGCAUCGCGAAGACGCGGACGCAGAUCAGGCGGUAACUCCAUUGUUGCAUCACGACGAGGCGGGGAGUUACUACCACAUAUUCAAGAAAGACGCCGCUGCCGCCGCCGCUACGAGCGAGGACGACGGUGGAAGCAAACCCAACGGCACCUUCCGGCAUUUGCCGGUCGGCCCGUUCUUGGUGCCCACACCUCAAGGCCGGUUGUUAUUCUUGGUUUCUACGCAACCUAUUCUCCCAGUGUCCCUCGAACGUGGUCCUAGGUCCUGGAUAGUUAAUAGCUCUUUGAACGAUGAUACUUACCAGGACUCGGACUGGCAAUCCCCCUCCCUCCACAACUACCGAAUCUUUGUAAAUUGGGAAUUGGGUAGCGCAAUAUCCCUCAAGCCUAUCGCUACAUAUCCUCCUAUCUUUACUUUUGGCUCACGAGCCGUGCACUCGAACACAACUCAUCGUUCAAGCUCGGAUUCCCACUCUGCGGUCGAAUGGUCUCUCUCCCUACGGGCCUUGGAGAUCGCUAUUGCUCCUAUUGAUGCGAUUCCAAGGAAAUCCUUGAGGCCCUCAUCAACUUAUUGGCCUGCCACAGAUGAACAUCAUGAAAAUCUGCGUCCGUCUCUACUAUCCCUCUAUCCACGGAGUGGGAGGAGGAGGAGGAGUCCGACGACGAAAGCUCCCGAUUGGAAUAUCUCAAAUACGCCUAUCUACAAACCUUUACCCCCUCCCCCCCCCCCCCCCCCCCCCCCCCCCCGCUCCCCCAGAGUUCCGAUGUCUCAGUGUAUUCGCCGUGAAAAAAAACAAACAUUCGAACAGAGCCACGACGAGACUCCGCCAGGAUCCUAUCGUAGACGAGAAGGGCACUCUAACUCUAGUCGAUCUCCUGGUUCUCCCUCUGUGACGCGAUUAUUGCUGGCCUCCGAUGAAGAUGAUGAUUUACAGGAUUUACUUGUGUGA
Guyanagaster necrorhizus is the source of this 951-nucleotide messenger RNA. RefSeq lists its product as uncharacterized. Lineage: Eukaryota; Fungi; Basidiomycota; Agaricomycetes; Agaricales; Physalacriaceae. The record is from RefSeq and is a predicted model, not a curated record. The transcript is spliced from 6 exons. Bases 1 to 951 code for a protein of 316 amino acids.